This is a messenger RNA of Brugia pahangi, 411 nucleotides long. The record is from the annotation of a GenBank genome assembly. NCBI's taxonomy places the organism in Eukaryota, Metazoa, Nematoda, Chromadorea, Rhabditida, Onchocercidae.
AUGUCGAAGGUUAAUGUUUUCAAGCAGAUGGAUCAGAUGCACCGAUCAAGUCAGCAGCAAACUGCGCGGCCAUUCAAUCCAUCAACAGUAAAAAAUGCGCUUUUACGAUGGUGUCAAAUUAAAUUGGAAAAUUAUCCUGUUCAAAUUACAAAUUUUUCAUCAUGUUGGGCUGAUGGAAUGGCAUUUUGCGCAUUGAUACAUCGAUUUGUGCCUGAUUCGUUUGAUUUUGAUAAAUUAAAUCCAAGAAAUCGACGAGAAAAUUUAGAGUUAGCAUUUAGGGUAGCCGAACAAAAUGGUAUUGUACCAUUGCUUGAAGUGGAUGAUAUGUUGCUAAUGGGUGAUCGACCUGACUGGAAAUGUAUUUUCACCUAUGUUCAGUCAUUUUACAAAGCAUUCAAAGACCAAUUGUGA